AAAAAUAAAAAUAAUAAAAAAUAUAAAAAUGGAAAAGGAAAAUAAAUAUAAACCGAAUGCCGAAAAACCAACCAAGCCCCUCCAACAGCAUCAACUAAAAGAUGUACGUUUUGGGAGGAAUGAGUUGCAAUUUCAGGGGACCUUCCUGAGUUCUGUGAAUGUGCGAUAUACGGCCUCCAUAUACGUUGCUCAGAAUGUAGCCAACUAGCAGUAGACCCCUAGAUGAAUCGCGACUUUUUAGUUAUGUUUCUAUCAGAAAAGCUACCUUUAGAGGGUAUUUCGUUCGAAUUUAACAAAAAAAAAUUUAGUAAACUUUGACAUUUUACUCAAAGGCAUACUUGAUGGUUUCCAUUUCAAGUGGGUAGCAAUGAAGACGGUACAGUGAUCUGUGUAUGGCCUGUAUGGCCCCAUCUGGGCCUGGAAGUCAGUCGAGCCAUUCGUCUCUGUGAGGACUGAAUGUAUUGAAGGGGGUAUCUGUGUACUCUGUGUUCAAUUGCUCCGGUCACCACGCAGUAACUCCGUAGUGUAGUAUUGGCCUAACUAUUGCUAGAUGCAUCCAUUGGACUAUACUUGGGUUGGUGCCCCUUUUUACAAAAAUGGAUUUUGUACAUGUAUAGAGCGCUGUCGUGGCCUUCGUCACUUUAUUUUUGACGUUCAGGUUUAUGUUUAAUGUUUAGAGUUCAACUAUGGACAGUUAAACUGUGUAAAAAUAAGAAGGUAGAAAUCAUAAAAUUAAAUAAAAUAAUUAUUCAUUAAAGAUUUUACUUUGGAAGCACAAGUAUCAAAGGAAAAAAAGAUAAACAAAUUUAUUGUAGUCGCGGCAAAGGCUACGACAAGAUUCAUGGUCAGAGUAGUUCGAAGGACAGGACGACGCAGAGGAUAGUAAUGCCUAGUUGGGCGGGAUGGGACAGCAAUAUUGAUAAGGCUAAUGAGGGCCGAGGAUUCAACGUCGCCUAGGAGAAGUUUGUGGAGAAACAGAAUUCCAUGGAAACUCCUACGACUUUCAGGAGAGUGCAAGUUCAUGAGACGCAGCCGACUCUCAUAAGAAGGAAGAUGACGAGAGGGGUCCCAAUUAAGUCCGCGCAGGGCAAAGAUAAGGAAUUGUUUUUGAACGGACUCGAGCAUAUCUUGAUAUUUUUGGUAAUGGGGAGACCAGAUACAGGAACCAUAUUCCAAGAUAGGUGUAGAAUAGUUUAGUGGUUAGGGGUCAGAAAAUUCCUUCGACCAUCUUUUGAUAAAGACAAGGACUCCUUUGGCUUUAUUCGAAAUAGCGGAUAUAUGAGAACUAAAACAUAAGUUAUGUACGAAAAUAAUGCCUAAGUCAUUAACUUUGUAUAGGCGUUCCAAGGAAAUUUUAUGAAUUGUGAAGUUAAAAAGGUAAGACUUGUUGCGAUGGAGGGUCAUGGCGUUAAAUUUGGAAAUGUUAAGAGGAAGAGCGCUAAUAAUGUACCAAUUUUUGAGAGCGUCGAGAUCUGAUUGAAGAAAUAACGAGGUUACCAGAUCGCUGUAGGAAAAACAUAGCUUGACAUCAUCAGCAUACAUUAGGACUCGUGAAUUAGUUAAAACUUGGGGAAGAUCAUUGAUAAGGAGGUUAAAUAUUUCCAAUUCAACUUUUUGCCAAUUACCAACCAUAAGUAAAUGCCACUGUUGCUGAAGGA
Molecule: messenger RNA, 1658 nt
Organism: Drosophila miranda
Lineage: Eukaryota; Metazoa; Arthropoda; Insecta; Diptera; Drosophilidae
Product: BTB/POZ domain-containing adapter for CUL3-mediated RhoA degradation protein 3-like
Exons: 3
Coding region: 29-208 (59 amino acids)
Biological process (GO): protein homooligomerization
Molecular function (GO): protein binding
Source: RefSeq, a predicted model, not a curated record